UUGACAUGUGGAGAUAAUUAGACAUAACCUCUGUAAAAUUAUUAAUAUCAAUAUACUAUUUUUUUUUAGUAAAUAAACAAAUUAAAAUAAUUAAAAAAUUAAAAUGACGUCCAGCGAAUGUACAUUACGAGCAAUGAAUUGUGAAAUGAAUUUGCUGUCAAUGCCCGAUGGUUCUUCAAUGUUUAUGCAAGGUAAUACGUGCAUAGUAGCUGGAGUUUAUGGACCAAUUGAAGCCAAAUUGCAAAAAAUGUUGCAUGAUAAAGCGAGUGUAGAGGUUGUUUUUACUCCAUUAAAGGGACCACCGAGUAUUGAUGGAAGAAUGAAAGAAUUGUAUAUCAAGGAAACAUGUGAAUCAACUCUUAUUACAUCUCUUCAUCCUGGUACUUCGAUUUCAAUAAAUACCCAAGAAAUGCAAGAUGAUGGUGGUCUCCUUGCUUGUGCUAUCAAUGCAUCAUGUAUUGCGUUAAUUAAUUCCAAUUUAUCAAUGAAAUUUACCAUAGCAGCCGUUAACUGUAUGAUUGAUGAAGAUUCUAAAGAAAUAAUUGUUGAUCCAGAUGAAAUACAGCUUCAAAAUGCCAAAGCCACAUUUAUGUUUGCUUUCGACAGCGUUAAGAAAGACAUUAUUUGUUGUAACGCAAUGGGCCGAUUUAAUGAAAAACAAUUACUUGAAGCUACGGAUAAGUGUCGUGAUGCAAGUAAAUAUAUUUUUGAUUUCUAUCGUGAUAUUGUUAAAAAAUACGCUUAUGCUAUAUGAUAAUAAAAAAACUCAAUACUGUAA
Microplitis demolitor is the source of this 778-nucleotide messenger RNA. It is a transcript of the gene Rrp46, whose product is annotated as exosome complex component RRP46. Gene Ontology annotation, biological process: rRNA catabolic process; U4 snRNA 3'-end processing; poly(A)-dependent snoRNA 3'-end processing. The transcript has 5 exons. Lineage: Eukaryota; Metazoa; Arthropoda; Insecta; Hymenoptera; Braconidae. Bases 104 to 754 code for a protein of 216 amino acids. The record is from RefSeq and is a predicted model, not a curated record. Gene Ontology annotation, cellular component: nuclear exosome (RNase complex); nucleolus; cytoplasmic exosome (RNase complex).